This is a messenger RNA of Fusarium keratoplasticum, 1290 nucleotides long. Its product is annotated as BAH domain-containing protein. Lineage: Eukaryota; Fungi; Ascomycota; Sordariomycetes; Hypocreales; Nectriaceae. The transcript has 4 exons. The coding region runs from base 1 to 1290 and encodes 429 amino acids. The record is from RefSeq and is a predicted model, not a curated record. Gene Ontology annotation, molecular function: chromatin binding.
AUGAGCAAUCGAAAGCGAUCGCGCUCCAUCGCGGAGGAGAAUCGCGCAGAAUGCCCUUUUACCAUCGGGUACGCGAACGGCCCGUCACGCGCCGAGCAGGAGCGACAUAAGAAUAAGAAGCGGAAGCGCGGCGAAGGUCAAGAUGACGACAAGCGGGUUCAAAUUCAGAUCUCGCCCUUCUCGCCUACCGGCAGCUUCAAGACCCACGACACCAUGGAUCUCUACUACACCGUCGAGCCUUCUAAGCGAUGGCAAGACAUGACGCGCUACAACAGUUUCGUCCUAAAUGGCAUCAAAUACUACAGCGAGGGCUUCGUCUUUGUGGCCAACGAGGCCACUAUCGAGCGACAGCGUGCCGCCGGUACCCUGGGAAGUGUCGGCCCUCUCAAGAAAUCUGACGAUGACUGGGUGGCGCGCAUCCUUGAGAUCCGAGCUGCCGACGAGCACCAUGUUUACGCGCGCGUUUACUGGAUGUAUUGGCCCGACGAGCUUCCCUCCGGAACUCUAGAUGGCAAGAAGACGGUCCAGGGUCGCCAACCCUACCACGGCCAGAACGAGCUGAUCGCAUCAAACCACAUGGAUGUAAUCAAUGUUGUUAGCGUUACACAACCCGCAACGGUCAACCAAUGGAUCGAAUCGGAUGAUGAGGAGAUCCAAGACGCGUUGUAUUGGCGUCAAGCAUACGACUGCCGCAACUCGCAACUCUCGUCUGUUGAUCUUAUGUGCAAAUGCCAAACACCCGCGAACCCCGACAAGACCUUGAUAGGAUGCACGAGCUCUGAGUGUGGAAAGUGGAUGCAUCGCGAGUGUCUGAGCCACGAUGUCCUCAUGCAGGUUUUCGAACGCCUGGGUACAACCAAGCCUCACCGAACCGAAGGGACGAUUGUCAAGGAGGAAAAGUCCAGCGAGGAGGCCACGCGCCCUCUAUCGCCGACCGACGCCGAAGAGAAGGAGACCCAACCAACAAUCGAUGUUCGCUCUGGGGAGACUCAGGAUAACGUCCACGUGAAAAAGGGAACCCGAGAAACUCCUCGAAACACCGAUACACCAACCCCCGGGCCGACGCCAUCGAGGACGACCACUGCAUCGGCCAAGGGAUCUGCCAAGAAGGGCCGCAAGAAGAAGAACAUGGACUACAAGCCCUACCAAGGACUUUUCGAGGCGACGCUCAAGAUGAACGAGGGACCUACAGUCUGGGAAAUCCGUGAUCUUCGCGAGAACGUCACGGGCGGCGAAAAGUCGUGGACCGAGAAGGCCUACUGUCUCUUGUGCGGUGUUGUCAUUGAUUGA